AGUAAUGCAAUUGUAAGGACAAGAGAUUCAGAACGCUCAAAUUGGAGCUGGAGAAUGUGACACGAUAUGGAACACUCAUAGGGACAGAGAUAUCAAUGCAAGGAUUACUUUACCGUUAAAACAAUUACUGGAAUUGAUGGCAAUGCGCAAAGACACGCGCGGUUCUUUGGCACGCUGGGGACCACCGCUUGGAAUGUAGAAGUGUCUCUUUUUAUCGAAGAAUUGGAUUGGAUAAACCACUGCUGAUUUGGGAAUUGCGGUUUUGAGGAUUACAAAUAUGAUUGAUAUCUUGUACUUGUUGUGCCUCAUACCUGUGUUAGGUGCGGUUACAGACCUGAUGAUGAUCUCCAACGCAGAGGCCUCCACCCCUCAGCGCUUCUCCAUAUCCUGCCUCACGGGGCAGCGGGAUGCAGCAGAGCUAGAACUGGACAUCAAGAAGGACAACAGCAUUCUCAUCCUCCCCUCACCGUCCCGAUACAGCGUCAAGAGGCCCAAGACCAAGGAGGUGGUGGCCAAUGAGUUUGUGGGUAUAGUGGACCAGACGGGCAUCUUUUACUGUCAUGCAUCACAGGGAACUAGUCCUACUAGAAACCUGGUCACAGUCACUCUCAUCAACAACUAUGGCAAAGGUCUUUUUGUCCCGGCCCACCUCACAGUGACGACUAACAGAGGAGACACAGUCCACCUGGCCAUGCAGGUACUCAGCUCCCAGAGGAGAGAUGUCACCUGGAAGUACAAUGGAAACUAUUUCUACAUGACCCACUGGGGUGAUGUGUCCAACAGUACGACUGUACUAACCCUGGAGGACGUGAGUAAUGUCAACGAAGGCAUCUACAGUGCAGGCUUCGUGGGAGACAGUCCCAUCAAUGGAGCCUGGAUGAGGCUGAUUGUCAGAGACUGUGCCAGUAAGAAGUGGGGAGCCGACUGUGACAAGGACUGUCCAGAGUGUCUCAAUGGAGGGGUGUGUCAUGACAGUGACGGGGACUGCAUCUGUCCACCGGGGUUCAUGGGGAUGCGCUGCGAGACAGCCUGCAGAGAGGGCAUGUUUGGUCGUAACUGCCAGGAGUGGUGCAGGUCAGAGCUGGACUGUGUAGGGCUGAGGUUCUGCCUGGCUGAUCCUUAUGGAUGCUCCUGUGCCAGCGGAUGGUCUGGGAACCACUGCAACAGAUCCUGUCACAGGGACAUGUACGGGGCAGACUGCAGGCUGAGCUGUAGGUGUAAGAACGGGGGAGUGUGUAACCGCUUCAGUGGAUGUCAGUGUCCCACUGGCUGGAGAGGACAGAACUGUGAGAAAUCAGACCGCGCCCCCCAGAUCUUGGACAUGGCCAGUAGUCUGGAGUGGAACCUCAACUCCAGCCCCAAGAUCCUGUGUUCCGCCACAGGCAACCCCCUGCCCAGCCACACCAGCAUCGAGCUGCGCAAACUGGACAGUUCUGUGCUCAAGGCGUCUCGCACCACCAUGGACUCCAAUAAGAGCACAGCCCAGUUUGACAUCCCCCGUCUAUCCAUUGAGCAUGCUGGGUUAUGGGAGUGCAGGGUCUCCACCAAUGGGGGACAAGACUCCCGCAAGUUCAACCUCACUGUCAAAGAGCCGCCUUGCCCCAGCACCCCUCCCAAGCUGCUGGAGAAGAGGAGUAAGCAGCUGGUGGUGAUGCCUGUGGACUCCUACAGAGGAGACGGACCCAUCGACUCCACCAAGCUCCUCUACAAGCCCAUGGAGACCGGAGACUCCUGGUCCUCCAUCAUAGUGUACAGUAGAGAGCCUAUAACUCUGAUGAAUCUGAAGCCAUCUACACGCUACCACGUCCGUGUCCAGCUGACCCGCCCUGGGGAGGGAGGGGAGGGGACUCUGGGGCCUGAGGCCAUCAUGGAGACUGACUGUCCAGAGCCAACGGUUCGACCAGAGAUUGACUUCAGCUCGCUGGAGGGCCGCAACGCCACCGUACGCUGGCUGUUGCCUGGCAACGCGGGCGGGGCCGUGGGUGCGGCCAGCGGGUUCUUAGUGCAGCUCUUCAGGCCCUCCCCCUCAGGAGAGAAGUUGAGAGAGGAGACCACCCUGCUCAAUGUGCUCUCCACCAAGUUCUACAACCUGCAGUACCACCAAGACUAUACAGUGGUUGUCAGGCUGCUCAACUGUGGCAGUCUGGGGCCCGCCUCUAAGCCUUACCACUUCCGCAUCAACAGCCAGGGUCCCUCCUCACCUCGUAACGUCCUGGCCCUGCCCCUGUCUGUGUCUGCGGUGCAGGUGAAGUGGCAGCCCCCUGAGGACCCUAACGGGGGCAUAGUGAAGUACAUCAUAGAGUACCAGCCGGUGGGUCAGGGCAGCCUGCAUCCCUGGGUAGACACUGACGAUGGCAACAAGACGGCUAAAGACGUGACGGCGCUUAACGGGAGUACUCUCUACCAGUUCAGAGUGAGAGCCUUCUCUAAAGUACCGGGGGAGUGGAGCAAGUUUGUCCAUGCCAGGACCCAGGGAGAUGGCUUCCAGGACUUCACUCCAACCACCCAGGGUGUGGGGGGGCGUCCAGGCAGCGAGGGCUACCAGCUGGUGAUGGCGGUAGUGGGGUCUGUGACGGUCACCUGUGUCACCAUCCUGCUGGCCCUGCUGGCCCUCUUCUGCAUCCGCAAGACCCUGCUCAACCGCAGACGCAGCUUCCCCUACCAGUCUGGAUCGGUGAGAGACAGAGGAGAGGAGACCAUCCUUCAGUUUAACUCUGGGACCCUGACCCUGACGAGAAGACCUAAGCCUGCCGCCGAGCCUCUCACCUACCCUAUCCUGGAGUGGGAUGACAUCAAGUUCGAGGACGUCAUUGGAGAAGGCAACUUCGGCCAGGUCAUCAAGGCCAUGAUCAAGAAGGAUGGGGUCAAGAUGAGCGCCGCUAUCAAGAUGCUGAAAGCAGAGUUUGCCUCUGAGAAUGACCACCGGGACUUUGCAGGAGAGCUUGAGGUGUUGUGUAAACUGGGCCAGCAUCCCAACAUCAUCAACCUCAUAGGAGCCUGUGAAAACAGGGGGUACCUGUACAUUGCCAUUGAGUAUGCCCCCUAUGGUAACCUGCUUGACUUUCUGCGGAAGAGCCGAGUCCUGGAGACAGACCCCGCCUUCGCCAAGGAGCAUGGCACCGCCUCCACCCUCACCUCACAACAACUGCUGCAGUUCGCCGUCGACGUGGCAACUGGCAUGCACUACCUUAGUGACAAACAGUUCAUCCACAGAGAUCUGGCAGCGAGGAACGUUCUAGUGGGAGACAACCUGGUCGCUAAGAUAGCAGACUUUGGUCUGUCCAGAGGAGAGGAGGUCUACGUCAAGAAGACCAUGGGGAGGUUGCCUGUGCGGUGGAUGGCGAUAGAGUCCCUAAACUACAGUGUGUACACCACCAAGAGUGACGUAUGGUCUUUCGGUGUACUUCUAUGGGAGAUAGUGAGUUUAGGUGGUACUCCGUACUGUGGGAUGACCUGUGCCGAGCUUUAUGAGACGCUCCCUCAGGGCUACAGGAUGGAACAGCCCAGGAACUGUGACGACGAAGUGUAUGAGUUGAUGAGGCAGUGCUGGAGAGACCGGCCCUAUGAGAGACCUCCGUUCUCACAGAUCUCUGUACAGCUCAACAGAAUGCAGGAGGCCAGGAAGGCCUACGUGAACAUGGCGCUCUUCGAGAACUUCACCUACGCUGGGAUAGAUGCCACGGCCGAGGAGGCCUGACUACCAGCCCCCCCAGACCCCGACAGGUCACGUAGCCCACGGGAGAGGCCCCGAGGCUGGGCACCGCGUUACUGCCACCCCCCUGCUGCGGCCCAACGUGGGGACCGGUGGAACAACAAACGAUCCACCCGGACCACGAGGGUAUAGAGCGAGGACUGUGAAAGGACACUGUGGGGGUCUGAUGGGGGUCUGAUGGGGGUCUGAUGGGGGGGACUGGUUGGGACUGGUAUGGGAGAUGUAGCACUUGACUUAGGACACACCGCUGUGUUUGUUUGAAGGAAAGUGUGGGAGAGGAAGGUGCUACAGGAAAUGCUACUACACUGCCAGGGUCACAGGCUACUACACUGCCAGAGUAUGUGGUGUGCCCUAUGAACUUUCAGCCCUCCGUCCAAAUGGAGAGAGGACUUAUUUGACACAUGGACACACGUGGAGUUUGCUGUCGAUUCUGAGAUGGAUUGAGAUGGAUCCAACUGGGCAAAAACAUACAAUGUAGCACUUGAACCAGAAUUAUGUGUAUAUUCCCUUAUUUCCCGUCUUUCGGAUUGGGACGUUAAACCGCUGUCCUGAUUCUGUGGUCACUAAAGAUCCCAGGGCAUUUAUCGUAAGAGUAGCCGGUGUCCUGGCUAAAAUGUCCAAUCUGGCC
Molecule: messenger RNA, 4340 nt
Organism: Coregonus clupeaformis (lake whitefish)
Lineage: Eukaryota; Metazoa; Chordata; Actinopteri; Salmoniformes; Salmonidae
Product: tyrosine-protein kinase receptor Tie-1-like
Exons: 23
Coding region: 278-3697 (1139 amino acids)
Biological process (GO): protein phosphorylation; positive regulation of kinase activity; cell surface receptor protein tyrosine kinase signaling pathway
Cellular component (GO): signaling receptor complex
Molecular function (GO): transmembrane receptor protein tyrosine kinase activity; protein binding; ATP binding
Source: RefSeq, a predicted model, not a curated record